Messenger RNA from Gorilla gorilla gorilla (western lowland gorilla), 882 nucleotides. Its product is annotated as speedy protein E1-like. Gene Ontology annotation, molecular function: protein kinase binding. NCBI's taxonomy places the organism in Eukaryota, Metazoa, Chordata, Mammalia, Primates, Hominidae. Gene Ontology annotation, biological process: positive regulation of cyclin-dependent protein serine/threonine kinase activity. The transcript is spliced from 2 exons. The coding region runs from base 427 to 882 and encodes 151 amino acids. The record is from RefSeq and is a predicted model, not a curated record.
AUGAGUGGCCCCUGCCUCUCCUAUGGGUCCUUUGGGAUCUGAGCCCUGGGCCACAGUCUGGCUGCAGCCCUGAAGCUCCUGGGCCCUCUACUCUGAGCUCCUUGGGACAGUUCUCUGCCUGGCACACAAAAGACCCUCCUGACACCAGCCGACCUAGACACACCCCCUCCAAAGAUCCCAUCGGAGCCCACCAUCCUGGGAGCAUCACCGAAAACCCUUCCUCCGGCUUCUCAGAUUUGCAUCCGACCUUCGAAUACCCCUCUACCCCGCAAUUUCCACAUGAGCACAGUCACCCCAAUGCUGAGGUCCCUUCUCUGAUGGGCAGCCCCUCCCCAGACCCUCAUUCCCCCUCUCCACAAUCUUCCUCUCCCAAGAUGUGACCUCUCCCUCUCUGUGUUCCUUUCUCUCCAUCAGUAUCUCCUGGCUAUGGUCAUAGCGUAUUUCAGCCGGGCCGGCCUCCCCUCCUGGCAAUACCAACGCAUUCAUUUCUUCCUGGCUCUCUACCUGGCCAAUGACAUGGAGGAGGACGACGAGGACCCCAAACAAAACAUCUUCUACUUCCUGUAUGGGAAGACCCGCUCUCGCAUACCCUUGCUCCGUAAGCAUUGGUUCCAGUUAGGCCGUUCCAUGAACCCGAGGGCCAGGAAGAACCGCUCUCGCAUACCCUUGCUCCGUAAGCAUUGGUUCCAGUUAUGCCGUUCCAUGAACCCGAGGGCCAGGAAGACCUGCUCUCAGAUAGCCUUGUUCCAGAAGCGUCGGUUCCAGUUCUUCUGUUCCAUGCGCUGCAGGGCUUGGGUUUCCCCGGAAGAGUUGGAGGAGGUGAGUGGGGCCUGGGGAGGUGGAGGAGGUGGGGAGGAAUUGGGUGGGCUGGAGGCUGGAUGA